This is a messenger RNA of Sceloporus undulatus (fence lizard), 4435 nucleotides long. RefSeq names its product pleckstrin homology and RUN domain containing M1 (gene PLEKHM1). The coding region runs from base 507 to 3704 and encodes 1065 amino acids. The record is from RefSeq and is a predicted model, not a curated record. Lineage: Eukaryota; Metazoa; Chordata; Lepidosauria; Squamata; Phrynosomatidae. The transcript has 15 exons.
UGUUUCUUGCUCAUCAGCAUGAUUCGGGUAUUAGUAGCUGGUCUGGGGUAAUAAAAACAACCCAACCAGUAACAGGAGGAAGCUGCUCCUUACCCGUUGUUCCCACCAUGACUUAGUGACUGCAGAAAAGCGACUCGAGUAGCAGAACUGUUGAGCCAAAGAAGGAGGAACCUGACCACCUCUGAGAUGUGCAGCUUCAAAGGACUGGAUGCUGGAGAAUAUUGAUAGCCAGCUGACCCCAGAGAGCAGACUCCUGGUUUUAUAGAUGUAUGCCUACAACAUUCCUAACAUCAAGGUAAUGGUGCAGAUUUUGCCAGAGGCUGUCCUUUGUCGGUGGUCCUACCAAGGCUCUCCAUCUGCACUCAGAUGAGCAGCAGGACCACCAUAUGCCUGUGAGAAACAAAGCAAGGACAUUAGUACAGAAAUCCUCCUGCUUGUGUUCCUCGGCAACUGGUUUUCAAAGGUUAACAUGUGAUUCCACAGCUGGGCAGAAGCAGAAAUAAGACAUGCAUUCCAACCACACCACUGCAAAUGGAUGUCGGUCACAGGAAGUAACCCAGUUGAUCAAGAAGCAGCUGGUGAAUUCUAUCAAGGCCCUUCAGAAACAUUAUGUGACCUCUGAUGCUCUUGUCACCAGUGAUGAUGGAGACGCCAACACCCUUUGCUGUGCACUAGAGGCAGUGUUUGUGCAUGGUUUGAAGGCCAAGCACAUCAAACCUGAGACUGGAGCAAAAGGGAGGAAACUUGGGGGCCGCCUGCCCCUUCCCCAGCCGGUGUUCUGGGCCCUUCUAAAAUCUAUCACACAUAGAAACAUCAUUUCUGAACUGGAACACUUGGACUUCAUCAACACAGAUGUGGGUCGCUGCCGUGCCUGGCUCAGACUGGCCCUGAAUGAUGGCCUAAUGGAGUGUUACCUGAAGCUCUUGCUCCAUGAAAAGGCCCACCUUUCUGAGUAUUACCAUUCACCGGCUUUGCUUCUGGACACUGAGGAGGUUGAGUUCCUCCUCACUUACCUUCAGGGCUUGUCCUCCUUGGCUUUUGACCUCUCUUACAAGUCAGCAGUUCUAAACGAAUGGACCAUCACACCCUUAUCCUUGUCAGGCCUUUGCCCAGCCUCAGAACUAGCAGAGCCCCUUACAGGUUUGGCGGUCCGGAGGAAGGAAUCCCUGGGCUCCCUCUCCCAGUCUUCUGGCUCUGAUGAAGUCGAAGUACAUUCAGCCAUCUUGCCUGUCGUUAAAAGCCGACAGGGAAGCAGACUUACAGCAUCCAACUUAAGCAUCAGCACAACAAGCUCCUCACAGCUAUCUUCCAGCCUGGGCUCUGACAGCCUUCUGCCUGGGACAUUAGCUUGCAUCCAGAUCCCUGAUAGAGGUGAGGAGCCCAAGGCAGAUGACUCUGAACAUGGUGUGGCAACAAGAAAAGACUUGGACCAGUCCCUUGAAGAGGUGUUGGCAGAAUUCAGCAGAGCACAGAAAGAAUCAGAAGCUGUAGGAGUAAAGGACAUAGCUGAAUCUUCCCUACCCCAGCACCCCUGUCCUCUCAUCACCCAUUCUUGCACUACACAAUUUCCUUCUACUGAAACAGCCAAAUGCCUUGCAGACAUCAAACUGCCUUCUACAACAACAAAUUGUCAGCAGCCAAGUCCAGAUAGCCCACAGAAAACUGGAGAAGCAGGAGUUAAUACCAAGAUUGAGCAGGCAUUUGUGCCAGUCAUUACUCUCACCAACAAAGGAAAAACAGAUGCAUCCAAGACUCAUCCAGUCUUCAGGAGAGAAGCUAAAGAGAACAGCCACACUAUUGAUCAGGAGGGAAGCCAUCCAGGGACAGGACAACCUCUGUCACCAGUCUCGCCUGCAGUCUGUUCGAAAACAAGCUGGAUUACUGAAGAUGAUUUUUAUCUUCCAUCUCCUCCUUCUGUGGAGACAGAAAAAGGCCACUCCAGCUCACGUAGUCCCUCGCCAGAGAGGAUUGCUGGUGGCCGGCCACUUACACCAAGCAAUGCCCUGGGACAAGAUGAGGCCUCUGUGUCCUCAUCAGAGACAAGCAAACCCAAGCUCUCCCCUGAGAAGGAGUCGAAGGGCUUUAGUGUUGUUCACCGAAGGCAGAUUGGUCUUUCCAAUCCAUUCCGUGGCCUGCUGAAGUUGGGGACCCUGGAACGCCGAGGAGGCAUGGGCAUCUGGAAGGAGUUCUUUUGUGAGCUCUCACCACUGGAACUGCGCCUCUAUGUGGACAGUGAGGAACGUGUGUGUGUGGAGAACUGUUCCCUUCUGAGGUGUGAGUCCCUGGGGCAGGCACACAGUGAUGGCCGCUUCGACCUGGUCUUCUCAGGCAGACGGCUGUGCCUUCGGGCAUCCUCCCAGGAUGAGGCUGAUGACUGGCUAGACCGGCUGCAUGAGGCUGUCCAGAAGUGUCGGCCUCAGCAGGAUGAUGACUGGGAAACGCUUGAGUGCACUGAGGUGAUGGAGGACCAGAUCAUAAAUUCUGUUGAAGGGCUGCCCAGUAACUCAUCUGCUAUCUUACAGUACAGUGGAACUGGACAAAAUGGGCUUGACUGGGCAUGUGUCUUGCUGCCGGAGCUGGAUGCGGUCAAAGAGUCCAUCUUGUACUUGGAGACCGAGAGGACAUGGACUCCUUUUGUGUUCUCCUUGUCUUUGGAAGCCUUGAAGUGCUUCAAAGCCAGGAAUGGUGAAAAAACUCUGAGCAAUAGCUACGGAGUGGAGACCAUCCAGGACAUCUUGCCAGAUGUGAGCCUGGGGGGUCCUGCCUUCUUCAAGAUCAUCACCUCAAAAGCAGUGCUGAAGCUGAGAGCAGAGAAUGCAGAGGAAGCGGCUGACUGGAGGGACUUGGUCCGUCGGGUGCUGAUGUCUUACCUGGAAACAGCUGAGGAAGCCCUGACCCUUGGAGGCAACCUGGAUGGGAACUCGCAGGUGGUGUUGAAGAGCACCGUCAAGGAGAAUGGAUUCCUCCUGCAGUACCUAGUGGCCAUCCCAACAGAGAAGGGACUGGACUGCCAGAGCUUCAUCUGUGCAGGUUGCUCCAGGCAGAUUGGCUUCUCCUUCCCGAAGCCCAAGCUAUGUUCAUUCACAGGUCUCUAUUACUGUGACAACUGCCAUCAAGAUGACGAGUCAGUGAUCCCUUCACGACUGAUUCAUAAUUGGGACCUUGUGAGACGUCCGGUUUGUCGUCAAGCUGUCAAGUUCCUGAACCAAAUUCGCAACCAGCCUUUGAUUGAUUUGAAGCUGGUGAAUGAGACCCUCUAUGACCAUGUUGAUCACAUGCGCUGCAUCUACAGAAGCCGGGAGCAGCUAAAGCUCCUUGGGGACUACCUCGUCCUUUGUCGCAGUGGGGCCCUGAAGGAGAUCACAAAAAGGCUGGAUCACCGACACUAUCUCCUUGAAUGUCCCCAUAAAUACAGUGUGGCUGACCUGAGGCAGAUUGCAGAUGACAUAUUUGAGACAUUCCUCCAGUCUUUGAUUCAGUUUGCCUCCCAUCAUGUCUAUAACUGUGACCUUUGCACGCAGAGAGGCUUCAUCUGCCAGAUCUGUAACAGCAACAACAUCAUCUUCCCCUUUGAAUUUGACACAACUACUAGGUGUAGUGAAUGCAAAACAGUCUUCCACAGUAGCUGCCAAGCCAAUGCCAGUUUCUGCCCUCGCUGCAUCCGUCGGCAGAAAUACCAGCAAAGCCUGCAAGAACCCCUUUGAAAAUGAUCUCUUUGUGGGGGCAAAACUUUUUGAAGCAGGGUCAGACCUGGUCACAGGGCACCUUAGAGUGCAAGUGGAGAAAAGACACAACAGGCAGAAGGUAUGAUGCCAAGGAAUGUCUCCUUGCAGCAACUCAUCUCCUCCCACCCAGGCUUCAACACAGCAGCGACCACAUAUCCUCUCACAAAUUCUGGAAACCACAGCUAUUGAGAAGAGACUUGACAGGUUACGUCAGAAGAAGUAGGGGGACUUCUUUGUCCUGAUCUGUUGCUUCCUGCAGCCAUUUCCUUUUCACCAAGCUUCACUGUCUCUUACUUUUCCAGAGAAGCACAUACCUUUCUCUUGUGUAGUGAGCACUGGAUAUGUGUGACACAAGGACUCCACAAACUUUAGUGGACACAUCCUGAUUUAGGCCAUUGGAAGAGUGAGUUUGGUUUUUUAUUUGGAUUUUUUAAAAAAAAUUAACGCACUUUGUAGCAAAGUUCUUGUGCCUUCUGCACUUUACAGGCUACUCCUGAAAUGCCACGUGCCAAACAGCUGCUGAAUCCUUUGGGAACACAUUCCACCCUCCUACCCCUUGGUGUUCUCCCUAAAGCAAAGUGACCUUCUUAGAAAUAACAAACCACUCCUCAUCCUACCAUUUUUUAAUGCUAGUUCAAUGGAUUCUAGAGAUGAAUUUUUAUUUUCCUUUUACUCUUCUAUGCAGAUAAUUAAAGUUUAUUUAAUAAGAA